GUUCUGGCACGGCGGACCGACAACAUUACAGAAUCCAAACAAAUAUACCUAGUCAAACGUCUUGACAGCAACACAGCUGUCGAUUUUCGGAAUUGGUUGACUGCAAUCAUUUUGUGAAAUAUGGUCGCGAGCGGCGACGUCAAAUAAGCCAAGAUGAUAUCGCGGCAGGCCUAUGCGCCCACCCCUCACAGCUAUGUCCCCAAUACCACCAUGUCGGCCACCAUCAACCUCGAUGAGGAGGUCAAGCUAGCUGACUCACGUGCCGAACGAGAUUUGCAAGACUCGCUCGCCGAGAUCUUCUCCAUCAUCGUCACGCUUGAUGAGCUGGAGAAGGCCUUCCUCAAGGAUGCAAUUCCAGAAGCAGACUACACCGAGAUCUGCGAGCGCUCGCUCAAGCAGUACAAGUCCAUCCUGGCUGACGAGACGGUCGCUAAUACUUUUGUGGGCUUGGAAGAAUUCAAAGCCGAGUGGGAUCUCGAGGUUCCAAGAGCCACGGAGCGACUGAAAGUAGGCAUGCCGUCCACAGCAGUUAAUGCGUCUACUGGCGCUGCUGCGGCCCCAGCGGCAUCGACAAGCAACAAAUCAGGAGCAUUGAUCCUGGAAGCAACUACGGAUUUCAUCACAUUCUUGGAUGCGUUGCGACUCGGUAUGCUGGCAAAGGAUCAGCUUCAUCCUCUCUUGACAGAUGUCAUCCAGAGUGUAAACAAGGUCACAGAUCGAGAUUUUGAAAACCGGGGGAAGAUCGUACAGUGGCUCAUCACCUUGAAUCAGAUGAAGGCCACGCAGGAGCUGAGCGAGCAUCAACAACGAGAGCUGGAGUUAGACAUCAAUUCGGCCCUUCAAGGAUUUAAGAAUAUUCUUUAGGCCGUGCAUUGCCAUCAGCUGUUCGCUGCUUCUAUAUAUGAAUGCAACCGCAGUCCUGUCGCUGUUUAUUACAAUGUGCACUUGCGGCUGAAGGAUGCAAGCAGUAGAUUGGAUGCUCAGAUAUAGCCCUCUAAUAUAGAUAUAUCCUUCUUUGGAACCAGA
Molecule: messenger RNA, 1026 nt
Organism: Pseudomassariella vexata
Lineage: Eukaryota; Fungi; Ascomycota; Sordariomycetes; Amphisphaeriales; Pseudomassariaceae
Product: ESCRT-1 complex, Vps28 subunit
Exons: 3
Coding region: 154-864 (236 amino acids)
Biological process (GO): protein transport to vacuole involved in ubiquitin-dependent protein catabolic process via the multivesicular body sorting pathway
Cellular component (GO): ESCRT I complex
Molecular function (GO): protein-containing complex binding
Source: RefSeq, a predicted model, not a curated record